UGACAUCAGGCGCACCGCACCCUCCUGGACUAUAAAAGCGGGAUGGACGCGCUAAGGAAGCCUCGUCCAAACUCACAGAGACGCUACAGCAGAGAGGAGCGGGCCGAUCACUGCUGCAGGACUCAUGGCACCAGCUGGGGAGAAGAAGAGCAUUUUGCAACGCCUGGAUGCAGGAGAGAUCGUUGUCGGGGACGGAGGCUUUGUCUUCGCCCUGGAGAAGAGGGGCUACGUCAAAGCGGGACCGUGGACACCUGAGGCUGCUGCCGAGCACCCUGAAGCCGUGCGGCAGCUGCACAGAGAGUUCUUGAGGGCAGGAUCCAACGUCAUGCAGACGUUCACUUUCUACGCAAGUGAUGAUAAACUGGAGAACAGAGGCAACACCCAGCGCUUCACUGGGCAGCAAAUAAACGAAGCAGCUUGUGACCUGGCCAGAGAGGUGGCCAAUGAGGGGGACGCUCUGGUGGCAGGGGGGGUCUCUCAGACCCCCUCUUACCUCAGCUGCAAGAGUCAGGAUGAUGUCAAGGCCAUCUUUAAGAAGCAGAUUGAUGUGUUUGUCAAGAAAAAUGUGGACUUCCUGAUCGCAGAGUAUUUUGAGCAUGUGGAAGAGGCUGAGUGGGCAGUCGAGGUUCUGAAGACCACCGGCAAGCCUGUGGCUGCAACCCUGUGUAUUGGACCUGAGGGAGACCUGAACGGAGUCAGCCCUGGAGACUGUGCUGUCAGACUCGUCAAAGCUGGAGCUCAGAUUGUGGGCAUUAACUGCCACUUUGACCCGGAGACCUGCGUGAAGACUGUGAAGCUAAUGAAGGAGGGAGUGGAGAAGGCCGGGCUGAAGGCUCACUACAUGAGCCAGCCGCUGGCUUACCACACUCCUGACUGCAACUGCCAGGGUUUCAUCGAUCUGCCCGAGUUCCCCUUCAGUCUGGAGCCCAGGAUCCUGACCAGAUGGGACAUGCAGAAAUACGCCCGGGAGGCUUACAACGCUGGCAUUCGUUACAUCGGAGGCUGCUGCGGGUUUGAGCCCUAUCACAUCCGCGCCCUUUCUGAGGAGCUGUCAGCUGAGAGGGGUUUCCUGCCUGCUGGCUCAGAGAAACAUGGCAACUGGGGCAGUGGCCUGGAAAUGCACACAAAGCCUUGGGUCAGAGCCAGGGCCCGUCGUGACUACUGGGAGAAGCUGAAGCCUGCCUCCGGCCGUCCCCUCUGCCCAGCAAUGUCGGUCCCCGACGGCUGGGGUGUCACCAAAGGCCAUGCUGACCUGAUGCAGCAGAAGGAGGCCACCUCCCAGGUGCAGCUCCAGGCUCUCUUUGACAAGGCCAACAAAGGCCAAUGAGCUUCCUCUGUUUGUACGGAGGAAGCCGGGGGAUCGCAGUCCAUGUACCACACGUACCAAAAAGAUCAAAAUGCUGAAGGCCUUUUGUCUUUUUAGGAACAUAUUUACUCUGUCGACGCCUGGUUACCACAUGCUGACAUUUCAGUGAAUAUCUGUAUAAGAUUAUCACGACCACGAGACUUGUAAAAUUACUGUGACAGCAAAAACUCAAGAGCAGCUGCGAAUGCACACAGGUGAUGUCUUCAACACUCCAAAAGUGCCUCAUGUUCUCUUACAAAAGAACUGAAUGAUGCGUAAUAAACUUUGUCUGAACAAAAUCAGCAUGC
Molecule: messenger RNA, 1653 nt
Organism: Chelmon rostratus (copperband butterflyfish)
Lineage: Eukaryota; Metazoa; Chordata; Actinopteri; Chaetodontiformes; Chaetodontidae
Gene: bhmt
Product: betaine-homocysteine methyltransferase
Exons: 8
Coding region: 125-1327 (400 amino acids)
Molecular function (GO): betaine-homocysteine S-methyltransferase activity; zinc ion binding
Source: RefSeq, a predicted model, not a curated record